CCCAAUAUAUAUAUAGGUACCUUGGACCUGACAAUCCGAUUUCUUGGUUAUUCCUGAUUCCACCCUUGAUCUGGUUCAUGAACUGAUUAAUGUGCAGAUUGAGAAGGAUUCUUCUCUUCCUCUUUUAUUUUUAUUUUUUUCUUGCGAGUUGGGCCAAAAAAAAAACCUCCAGAGUCAAGUCUGCGCGAUUUGUGCGCGGUUUAGUGUAUGGAGCAGUUAAUCUUCUAAACCUCAAGGAUCCCUCCCGCACAAAACCCGCAUUCCAAUCACUUCAUUAUCUUUCUCUUAUUGGAGGCCCCAAAUGAACAAAUACUAAUCAGUGUGGUAGCGUGGGUUGAGGAGGAUGAUCAUGGUGGGAGAUAUAAGAAUCUAGUCAGUUGUCUGCCAUAGGACCAU
This is a messenger RNA of Aspergillus ochraceoroseus IBT 24754, 396 nucleotides long. RefSeq lists its product as uncharacterized. NCBI's taxonomy places the organism in Eukaryota, Fungi, Ascomycota, Eurotiomycetes, Eurotiales, Aspergillaceae. The record is from RefSeq and is a predicted model, not a curated record. Bases 90 to 305 code for a protein of 71 amino acids. The transcript has a single exon.